ACAGCCUCUCCGCCCCCGGGACACGAUCGAAAAUUCCGAAGGCAACAGGAGCGCCACAAGCGCCCGCUUUCUUAAAGCGCGGUUUCUGCGGAGGGCGGAGGCUAUUGUCAUGGUAAAUUUCACUCGCUGAGGAAGAAAGGGUAGAUGAUCGAUCAAAAAGGAGGUACUCCUUUGCGCUUCUGCCGCUUUCUGCCUACACCGCAGCGUGAAAGGCUUUUUUUACUUUUCUCGGUUAAAAACAAAAACAAAACAAAACACAGAAAAGGCUCUGGCGCGUGUGCGAGCCUACAGCAGUCUGCGGUGACCCUGGAGGACGUCCGUGCGAACGCAGUGGGCAGACCCCACUGGGGACUUCCGCGAGAGCCCCCGAAUUCCAGCAGGUCUACCCGGAGAAGCGCGGACGGCCCGGUCCCCGGUCCGCAUCCCCGGGGAGCCGCGAGCCACGCCGCCCCGGCUGCGCAGGUUUCUCCCCGCCCGCGGGUGGCGCGCUGGCUGAUCUAGCCCCAGCAGGGAAGCUCGGCUCGCCUCCAUCUGGGUCAGGCACUUUAAAAACGGAAGCCGACUUGAGCAUGUGUCGGGCGCGAUGAGGACCCCCGAGAACUUGGAGGAGCCUAGCUCCACACCGAACCCCAGCAGGACCCCCCAGGAGAGGUUCGUUUAUCUGGAAGCGCUCCUAGAGGGAGGGGCCCCCUGGGGCUUCACCCUGAAAGGUGGCCUGGAGCAUGGAGAACCGUUAAUCAUUUCCAAGAUCGAAGAAGGAGGAAAAGCUGACGUGGUGAGCUCCGGUCUGCAAGCUGGGGACGAGGUCGUGCACAUCAAUGAGGUGGCACUGAGCAGUUCCAGGAGGGAGGCUGUCUCCCUGGUGAAGGGGUCCUACAAGACCCUCCGGCUGGUGGUGCGCAGAGAUGUGUGUGCGGACCCGGGCCGUGCAGAUCCUGGCGCCUCUAACGCCCUCAGCUCAGAGCUGCUCGUCGGUGGUCCCCAGCAUCGGAAAGCGACAUGGUCAGGAGGGGUGAAACUUCGGCUGAAGCAGAGGUGCAGUGAACCCGCCGCUCGCCCUCACUCGUGGCAUACGACCAAAUUUGGAGAGAACCAGCCUGAUGCCAGCAUGAUGCAGAUAUCUCAGGGCACGAUGGGCCCUCCCUGGCACCAGAGCUACCAUUCCAGCUCUUCCACAAGUGACCUCUCCAACUACGACCAUGCUUAUCUGAGGCGGAGCCCUGACCAGUGCAGCUCCCAGGGGAGCAUGGAAAGCCUGGAGCCCGGUGGCGGGUACCCAUCCUGCCACCCUCUUUCGCCUGCCAAGUCCACGAGCAGCAUCGACCAGCUCGGCCACCUCCAUAACAAAAGAGACUCGGCGUAUAGUUCCUUCUCCACGAGUUCUAGCAUCCUAGAGUACCCACCCCCUGGUGGCUCCGGCCAAGAACGGUCAGCUUCCAUGGACCUGAUUUCUGCUCGAGGCGGCCUCCUAGAAGGGAUGAGGCAAGCAGACAUUCGCUACGUCAAGACAGUCUACGACGCCCGGAGGGGGGUCUCGUCCGAGUAUGAGGUGAACCCUUCCGCCCUGCUCCUUCCGGGUAGGGACGCCCACGCCCCAGCAGGUAUUCAGGGCUGUGCCAAGUGGCACAGCGUUCCCCGGGGCAAGGGGGCGCCGUCCCCAUCCUGGAGCCAGCAGUGCCCCGGCUCCUCGGAUGCCGCCACUGACAACCUGCCCCAUAGAGCGGGCGCCCCCACGCCCCCGACCCGGAGCGACAGCUACGCAGCCUUCCGGCAGCGCGAGCGUCCCGGCUCCUGGUCGAGCCUGGAUCAGAAGAGGUUCGGCAGGCCGCCCAGCAACUCCUCCUCGGGCCCCUCGAAGGCGCCGUUCCUCGAGGAACAGCUGCACACGGUCCUGGAGAGGAGUCCAGAGAGCAGCCCCCCGGUGAGGCCCAAGCAUGCCUAUACCCAGAAGGCACAGCCUGGCCAACCCCUGCUCCCCACCGGCAUCUACCCGGUGCCGUCCCCCGAGCCGCACUUUGCCCAGGUGCCCCAGCCGUCCGUGAGCAGCAACGGCGCCGUCUACCCUGCCCUGGUCAAAGAGAGCGGCUACGCCGCCGCCGCCCAGGGAGCAUGCAACAGGAUGGCUGCCUUGGAUGAGAACGGGAACCACGGGGAAGCCAGCAGACCCGGGUUCGCCUUCUGCCAGCCCCCCGAGCGGGACUCAGCGGCCCCGGCGGCGGCAGAGAGGAACCCAGAGCCCACGGCCAGAUUCGUCUCCUACAAAGUCCAUUUCUCUGCAGCGCCUGGAGGUGAGGACGCCUCCCUGAAGAGACACGUCGGGCCCCUCCAAGGCGGCAGCAGCCCAUAUCCCAGCGAGAGACGGAUCGCCAACCACCAGGGCCUCCAGGAAGAUCACAACGCCAACCCCCGGCAGAAACUGGAGCGGGAAGGUCACGGCGGCGGCGGCGGCGGCCAGAGCAACUUUGGCAGGUCCAAGUUGGCCUUCGCCUCCCUCCAGAACAUUCCAGAGAGCCUGGGGAGACGAAGCAGCAGCAGCGUGGAGCUCGGAGGAGAGGCCCAGGAGGGUUACCCCGGGGGCAGGGCCCCCUGCGCCCUCCACGCCACCGUCGAAGAGCCUGGGAGGAAGGCCGGGCCCGACGGCAGGAGCUACCUGGACCGGCCCGCUCCCUGCCCGAGGCCGGAGGGCAAGGUGCAGGCCGCGGAGCCCAGGUCUGCAGAGCCCCCGGCUCCCAGGAAACCCAGCUCCAGCAGCGCCUCCCCCUCCGCCUCCUCCGCCCUGCAGUACAGGAAGGCCCCGUGUUCGGUGCUGGAGAAGGUCUCCAAGAUAGAGGAGCGAGAGCAGGGCCGCCACCGGCUCCCCAGCGUGGGCAGCUCCACCACCUACGGCCUGAACGCCAGGCCCGGUCGGAGCAGCAGUGACUUUGAGGAUCCCAAAGCUGCCGCCGCCGCCGGCGUCCAUCUCUCCACAGAGGCCACGGAGCAGCCGCGCAACGGGGAGCAGACCUUCAAAAACGGGGAGGCGAAGCUCGAGGAGGCGCCCUGGCAGCCGUGCGGCCAGCCGCCGAGGAGGGCCGCCGAUGGCCGCGGACCCCCCGGCCGAGCUGCUGAGCCCCCGAGGCCUGAGGCCCGCCUGCUCCGCAGCCAGAGCACCUUCCAGCUCUGCAGCGAGGCCGCCGAGAGGGAAGCCGCCGCGUGGUCGGAGGACCGGCCCGGCACCCCCGAGUCGCCCCCGCUCGACGCGCCCUUCAGCCGCGCCUACAGAAACAGCAUCAAGGAUGCCCAGUCCCGCGUCCUGGGGGCCACCUCGUUCCGUCGCCGGGACCUAGAGCCGGGCACCCCCGCCGCCACCUCGAGGCCCUGGCGCCCGCGACCUGCCUCUGCCCACGUGGGGAUGCGGAGCCCCGAGGCCGCCGCCUCCGCUGCAGCAUCAGCAGCAUCAGCAUCCUCAUCCUCCCCACACACCCCUCGGGAGCGGCACAGCGUGACCCCGGCCGCACCCCAGGCUGCCCGGCGAGGUGCGCGGCGGCGCCUCACGCCCGAGCAGAAGAAGCGCUCCUACUCGGAGCCCGAGAAGAUGAACGAGGUCGGGGUGUCGGAGGAGGCUGAGCCGGGCGCGCCCUGCCGGCCCCCGCGGCCGAUGGCGCCGCCGCCGCCACGCUUCUCGGAGAGCACCGUGGCCGACCGGCGCCGCAUCUUCGAGCGCGACGGCAAGGCCUGCUCCAGUCUCAGCCUGUCGGGGCCCGAGCUCAAGCAGUUCCAGCAGAGCGCCCUGGCCGACUACAUCCAGCGCAAGACCGGCAAGCGGCCCGCCUCCGCCGCCUGCCCACAGGAGCCCGGGCUGCGCGAGCGCGCCCAGAGCGCCUACCUCCAGGCCGGCCCCGACGGCCCCGGCCUGGCCUCCGCCUGCAGCCUGAGCUCGCUGCUGCGGGAGCCCGAGGCGCUGCACCGCAAGGAGCACCCCCACCUGUCUGCCGCAGCAGCCGCAGAUGCACCCCAGGCGCCCCGGGAUCGCAGCAGCUCCUUCGCCAGCGGACGUCUUGUCGGGGAUCGACGACGCUGGGACCCCCAGGUCCACAGACAGCUGCUCAGCGGAGCUACCUGUGGACCCAGGGGCACCCAGAGAAUGGACAGGACCCCCGGCGGGCCGCCUUCCUGGGACAUGGUGGCCGCCAAGGCGGGGAAGUCCAAGUCAGCCGAGGAUCUGCUGGAGCGCUCUGAUACCCUGGCGGUCCCUGUGCACGUGAGGUCCAGAUCGUCUCCCACCUCCGACAAGAAAGGACAGGAUGUGCUCCUGAGGGAAGACGGCGGCCUUGGUUUCGUGAAGGACCCACGUUGUUUGGCUGGUACUGGAUUGAGGUCUGUCAGUUGCUCAGACAGAGGCCAGAAAGAGGCGGCAUUGUCCCAACACCACCCUGCCCCUUGCUGGAACGGCUCAGGCUACAAAGCCACCGUUGGUUCCUCAGCUCCUGCCGAAUGUUCUGGAGCCCCAGACCAUCUGAAGCAACUUAGAACACCCUGCCCUAGGCCACUUUCGGCAGGAAUGCAAGGCCACUUUCCAGAUGCCAGAGCUGCCUCCGUGGCCCCGCCCAGCUCCCCUCUGCCGUCCUCGGUCCCCUCCAGUUACCAUGCACAGCUCCCCGUGGACCAGCAGACUGACAGGAGCGGUCAGACUGGGCGGCAGCCUAUUCCGUCCUCCGCCCCCGCGGUGACCCUCGGACACGAUGGCCAGAGCCUGACCCAGCCUCCCAGCCCCAGAUGCCAUGAGUUCACCAGCCCAGAGCACGGCCUGGAAGAGGGAGUGUGGAAGAGAGGGUCCCUGCCUCAGCGACCCCCUCCACUGUGGGUGAAGUGGGCCCCCGCGGUCAGAGAGGACGGCCUUUCCGAGGACACCUCGGCGCCUGAGUUUGCAGACUGGAAGCACUAUAAAAACCAGAGUCUGCCCAGUUCAUGCAGCACCUCAGACCCAGACACUCCAGGAAGGAUCUCUCUCCGGAUAUCCGAGUCAGCCCUGCAGGCUUCCCCGCCACCCCGGGGGGACUAUGAUGAUGAAGUGUUUGUGAAGGACUCGCACCCCAAGGUUGCUUCGAGCCCCACCUUUGAAGUUCUUCCCCCGCCUCCGCCUCUACCUCCUCCGCCGAGCCAGGAAACCCUAGUGAAUGGCUCCGAUGACUUUCCUCCGCCUCCUCCCCAAGCCGUGGAUGAGGCACUCCUGGACAGCGAACCAUACCAGGAACCCGUAUGCAGCAGCAGUUCCCGCCGGUUUCCCAAGGUGACAGUCUCGAGGGGCGGGCACACGCCUGGUGCGCCCCCUUCCGAAGGUCGUGACAGAAUGACUCCCAGACCGCCCCAGACUGCAGCCGCAGGUUCGGAGGCCGAGUCCGGCGCGCUGGCUGACGGGAGUUCUCUUGGCAAGCAGCCCUCUCCCAGCCAGACCCAGAGCCUCGUCCAUGAUGAGCCUGUCGGUAGAACUCAGGACCUAGGAAAGAAAAUCCACGCCGAGCCCCAGAGGACCUCGGAAGAUAUCCGAACAGAGGCUCUGGCCAAGGAAAUUGUCCACCAAGACAAAUCUCUGGCGGACAUCUUGGAUCCGGACUCCAGAAGGAAGACAACGAUGGACCUGAUGGAGGGUUUGUUCCCCAGAGAUGCUAGUGUGCUGACGGAGAGCGGCGCCAAGAGGAAGGCCCUAGAAACAGCCGCCAGGCACCCAGGGUGUGAGGCCAAGAGGGGUGACGACAAGGAAGCCGCGGGCGUGCUGGUCAACUGCCCGGCCUACUACAGUGUGUCUGCUGCCAAGGCGGAGCUGCUGAACAAAAUCAAGGACAUGCCCGAGGAGGUGCCCGAGGAGGAGGAGGAGGAGCAGGAGGACGUCAACGAGAAGAAGGCUGAGCUCAUCGGAAGCCUCACCCACAAGCUCGAGACCCUCCAGGAAGCGAAGGGGAGCCUGCUCAUGGACAUCCAGCUGAACAAUGCCCUGGGAGAAGAGGUGGAGGCCCUCAUCAGCGAGCUCUGCAAACCCAACGAGUUUGACAAGUACAAGAUGUUCAUCGGGGACUUGGACAAGGUGGUCAACCUGCUGCUCUCGCUCUCCGGCCGCCUCGCCCGGGUGGAGAACGUCCUCAGCGGCCUCGGGGAAGACGCCAGUAAAGAGGAAAGGAGCUCCCUGAACGAGAAGAGGAAGAUCCUGGCCGGCCAGCAUGAGGACGCUCGGGAGCUCAAGGAGAACCUGGACCGGAGGGAACGCGUGGUGCUGGCCAUCCUGGCCAAUUACCUGUCGGCCGAGCAGCUCCAGGACUACCAGCACUUCGUGAAGAUGAAGUCCACGCUCCUCAUCGAGCAGCGGAAGCUGGAUGACAAGAUAAAACUGGGCCAGGAGCAGGUCAAGUGUCUGCUGGAGUCACUGCCCUCGGACUUCAGGCCCAAGGCAGGGGCCAUCUCCCUGCCCCCAGCCCUCACCAGCCCUGUGACUCCCCGGGGGCGCUCGGGACUCGGGGGCGUUUUCCCAGCGUUGACCUCUCCACUUUAACCUCUCCGGAAAGACCCAACCAAAAGACGCCACUCCCAACACUAUUUAAUCUGAAAGAUGUUUCACUACAACUGCAGUCUGGGCUAGGGGGUCUCUGGGGGGCUUCCGGGGUAAGAGGAGGAGAUUGCACCCAGGAAGACGCCCGUCUUUCCUUUGACGGUCGGUCUUGGGAGCUCGCGUGCGGCGGGGCCUUCCCACCUGUCUUUACCGUACGGUAGAAGGGAAGUUAAAGAUGCGGCCGCCGAGCUGAUGGGAGGGGGUUUGGUCGUGGAGGUUUUCCCAGGCUGAAGAGACCAGUGUGUGCCACCCUCAGGAAUGUAUCCACAGUGGCCUUCCUUGCUGGUGGGCAGCGUACCCUGAUGACGGGGUGCAAUACCAGUCUGAGACACAAAGCCUUAAAAAGAGACACACACGUGAAGAAAACUGUAAAACCUUGAACAUUUUUGUUAUUUAUAUUUUUAAAAAUGAAAGAGAUCAUUGUUUGUGUGCUAACCACUUACUUGAUUCUAUUUGUGGUGGAUGUAGACAAUUACGUGUGAGCUUUGCAUUUUGUGAAGACCUUAAUGAAGAAUUCCAAAGAUAGUCAAAUUGAA
Messenger RNA from Peromyscus leucopus (white-footed mouse), 7116 nucleotides. It is a transcript of the gene Shroom3, whose product is annotated as shroom family member 3. NCBI's taxonomy places the organism in Eukaryota, Metazoa, Chordata, Mammalia, Rodentia, Cricetidae. The record is from RefSeq and is a predicted model, not a curated record. Gene Ontology annotation, biological process: actin filament organization. Gene Ontology annotation, cellular component: adherens junction; apical junction complex; cortical actin cytoskeleton. Gene Ontology annotation, molecular function: actin filament binding.